This is a messenger RNA of Aspergillus pseudonomiae, 2295 nucleotides long. Its product is annotated as signal recognition particle subunit SRP72. Gene Ontology annotation, cellular component: signal recognition particle, endoplasmic reticulum targeting. The record is from RefSeq and is a predicted model, not a curated record. The transcript is spliced from 4 exons. Bases 1 to 1947 code for a protein of 648 amino acids. Gene Ontology annotation, molecular function: 7S RNA binding; ribosome binding; protein binding. Gene Ontology annotation, biological process: SRP-dependent cotranslational protein targeting to membrane. Lineage: Eukaryota; Fungi; Ascomycota; Eurotiomycetes; Eurotiales; Aspergillaceae.
AUGGCUACCCAAUCGCUGAGUUCGCUGCUACAGCGGACGUCGAUCGACGAUCACGAGGAAUUCCUUCGCUCAUCCAACGCAGCUUUGGCCAAAUCGAAAUCGGAUAUUCUGGCGCAGCAUGUGAAAGUGGUGGCAUUACUAAAGCUCGACCGCUACGAGGACUGUCUGCGUGUCUUCGAAGAGGGAGGUGAUGCUUUGAAGAAGAGGGCCGCUUUGGAAUACGCUUACGUCCUGUACAAGACCGCGAACCUGGAUGAAGCCAUUGAGGUAGCGUCACAAGUCGUGAACAAUAGAGGUGCUCAUCAUUUGGAGGCUCAAGCUACCUAUCGCGCCGAGAAAUUCCGCCGCGCAGCUGAUCUCUAUGAAGAAUUGACUAAAGACGAGACCGCCCUGGCGAACGAAGAAAACGACUUGCGCAUCAAUGCGUGGGCUGUAGAUGCCCAGUUACAAUGGAAAGGAUACCCCGACUAUGUCCGCCACAACAGGCCCACGAGAGAUGAUCUGGAGGCAUUCGAGACCGUCUACAAUGCGGCCUGUCUUAGUAUCGCCAAGGGCGAAUUCAGUAAGGGAGAAAUGUUGCUCAAGCGGGCAAAAGAACUAUGCCGGACAUCGGAAGACCUUACCCCCGAAGAUAAAGCCGCUGAGCUGCUCCCGAUUGCGGUGCAGCAGCUAUAUGUCUUGAUCCGUCAGGGAAAGUCGGAGGAGGCAGAGUCGGUGCUUGAGGAGAUUUCCGUCAAUGAUAUCUCUGAACUCUCCACCAAGAGAGUCGCCCUGAAUAACAUCACACUUGUCCGCGACACAACGACCAACCCCUACGCUCUCUACAAAUCCUUACAUGCAACCCCCGUCUCGGUUGACAACGAUAAGCUUUUCGAUUACCAGGACAAUAUAGUGACCGGCAAUGUCCACUCGGCGGAUCUUCUCGUCCAGAAAUAUGACGGUAUUAUCCGAUCAACAUCGAAGGCGCUCUCUCAAGCAUCAUAUCCAUCUGCUAAACCAAACGUAAACCUCCUGUCGGUCUACAAUGCGGCUGCUCAUGCACGUGGUCAAACUGGCACACCAGCCUUGAAGGCGAUAUUACCCGCACUUGAAAGGCGGCCGAAGGACAUCGGAUUAGCGCUCACAGCCGUGCAACUCUACGUGACCGAAGGCAACACUACUUCCGCCAUUACCACCCUAGAGAAAUCCCUGCAGCUGCUCGAAGACUCCAUCUCUGAACAGGAGAAGGAGGUCCGCUUCAACCCUGGAUUAUUAGGCAUUCUCGUUUCGCUCUAUAAGCUCGAAGGCCGGAGAGUCCAGAUCAGGUCGGAACUCGCUAAAGCGGCAGCCUAUUGGCAGGAGCAUGUUGAGGCGCCUUCUUCACUUCUUCGUGCGGCCGCAGAGUCUUUGCUGCACUCGUCGGACCGCUCCGAUCUUACAACCGCCGGUGAUUUGUUCAAGUCUCUCUACCAGAAGGACAGCCAAGAUGUUUUCGCCGUCGCCGGUUACGUUGCUUCCCAGGCAACACUGGACCAUGCCAAGGUCGAGUCCCAGGUUGACACUCUCCCUCCAAUUGACGAUCUGAUCUCGGAUGUCGAUGUAAACGCACUUGAAUCAGCCGGCAUAUCCCCUCCUUCCUCCGCAGCCGCGGCAGCCGCAGCGGCCAUCGCUGGGGCUAGGAAGAGGACAUCUAGCGAUAAACAAGGUCGUGCAACUAAGCGGGUGAGAAAGUCGCGUCUGCCCAAGGAUUAUGAUGCUAGCAAGACGCCGGAUCCGGAGCGCUGGUUGCCCCUCCGCGACCGUUCUAGUUACCGGCCCAAGGGCCGAAAAGGCAAGCAACGGGCCGCCGAACGGACGCAGGGAGGUAUUGUCAACGAAAAGGCGGAGGAAUCGCCCGCGCCCGUGGCUCAACAGCAGAAAUCUCAAGGCGGAGGUGCUAACAAGAAAAAGAAGAAGGGAAAGCGGUGAAUCCAUAUGUGAACCGUUGCGUAUCAUAGACAGACCCUGUCUUGCAUAUAAUAUCAAAGUGACAAUGGGUCUCGUUUAAAACUAGAGUUGAUCUCACGUAACAAUUUAGCAAACACCAAUAUAUCCAAAUAAUGUGCUUGUAUACCUCGAUAACCCCCGCCUUUCACGCUAAUAUUUAUGUCAACCACAAGUAGGAAGACAUAUACAAUAACAAGAAUAAACUAGCCAGCUGGCGAAUCUAAUAGCAGAAUUGUUCGAUCAGGCAAAAACACGUCACCAAUUUAGCCAAGGGGUGUUCUAAUGGUCCCACACUGUCGAUCAUAUUGCUCAAAAAUCGUUUGGAACAAU